AUGCAAUACAUCUUCCUAAUCUUUCUUUCUGGCGCCUUAGGGCAUACGUGGUUAGAAUCUCUGCGUCUCAUAGGUUCAAAUGGGGCAUUCACCGGAGAGCCCGGAUUCCCGCGCGGUUUUAUUGCUCGAGAUGAUCCUGCUUUCAGUGACGACUCGUCGACCUACAGAAUCACGGCGCCAGACUCUUCCACCCCACUUUGUCAUCCCUCUCAGCAAAAGGCCAACGGGUAUGAGAACCCACUCCACCCACGUCUGAAUGCCUCUGAGGGAUCCUUUAUCGCCCUACAAUACCAGGAAAACGGGCACACGUCGGCACCACAGGUUCCAGAGGGAAGACCGUUCAGGUCUGGUAACGUCUUUGUCUACGCCUCUACCAGUCUCAAAGACGAGAAGCUCACCUCCGUGCACGGAAACUGGACGGCUGACGGGUCGCUGGAGAACGGUAAGUUGCUUUCCACUCACUUCUUUGAUGACCUCAUAUGCUUUCAAGAUCAAGGAACCGCACCUACGAAAAUCAACGCUGAGCGCAAAGCCGCUUCCGGGGGCUUACCCUCCGUAACCUGCCAAACCGAUGUUCAAAUUCCACAGGAUAUAAAGUCUGAUGUCCUUGCUCUGUACUGGGUAUGGGAAUGGCCGUUAUGGGCGAAUACGGACAAAUGGGCCAAUGAGACCUACACUGCCUGUUCUGAGGUUCUCAUUUCGCAAGGAGGUGAUAGUUCCUCUGAAAUAGUUUUGGACGAGGGGGUGGCUUUCGAUAAGCGUGCCGUAAUGAGCCAACUAGCCACCCAGUUCGAAGUCCUCGAGCUAGGCACAGGCACGGCGGCGCCACCUCUUGUCACAAGUCUGUUUCCUAACACUGCAAGUGCACCAUUGUCUACAGACCUAGCCACAGAUCUAGUCACACUCAGCAGUAUGCCCACGACCACGGUAGCCGAUGCAGAUGGCCAUUCAGGAUUUGUCACCGUCUACGUUCCAAGUGCGACCGUUACAGUUACUGUGACGGCAGUCGCGCCGCCGUAA
This is a messenger RNA of Diaporthe amygdali, 1020 nucleotides long. RefSeq lists its product as uncharacterized. The coding region runs from base 1 to 1020 and encodes 339 amino acids. NCBI's taxonomy places the organism in Eukaryota, Fungi, Ascomycota, Sordariomycetes, Diaporthales, Diaporthaceae. The record is from RefSeq and is a predicted model, not a curated record. The transcript has a single exon.